AUGAACGCGCUUUCAGCUUCGCCCGCCAACCAGACGUCAGAGACCAGAUCACUGUGGUUUCAUUCACGAUACGACGUACACCGCCGCGAUCACACAGCAUUUCAGCUGUGUGCGACCACACCUGAUCGACUUCAAGAUGGUUCAUCACUGUGCCAUGGCCCCAGGAAACUCCUCCGGGUACUAGAGACUAUGGAUCGACACGAUAGCGACAAAAUGCUACACCUUGGGCCUCGCGAGAACUAUGCACCAGAAGUGGCACCUUCUGAUCAGCCUGUGCUACAUCACCACGACUCCGAAGGACUUCAAGCCAAAGAGGAUGAUUCCAAGGUCGUCGUUGAGCAAGUAGAGACUACAGAAGAUAAAGAAGUCCUCGCUCCGGCUGCCCCUCGACGACGGAAGAGAUGGAUUUUGGCUGGUCUAUUCACGAUCGUCCUCGUGGUCGGGCUAUCGACCGGUCUGGGCGUGGGACUGAGGAGCGGUAUCGACAACAACGUGAACAAUGCUCCGCGAGCAGAGAUCACUCCGUCAGAACAAGACUCCCUAGACCCUCACGAAAACACACUGCCCAACAAAUCCAGUCUCCUACUAUCACUACCACCAGAACUCCGCUCCUGCAUCUACUCCCAUCUCCUCCCAACCGGUACAGCCCUGGAGUACGACCACACCUGGUUCUACGACAUCUCCACCGGCCAAGGACUAGCAACCGUAACAUCGCACGCCACAGACGACGCACCUCACCUCCCAAACGUGGCAACUUUGAACAACAUCUGCCACCUCAUCCGCCACGAAGUCAUCGACCACUACUUCAGCCGCAACACUUUCGUCCUCGCUGAGGACAACCAGACAGACCGUCUGGAGAGGUGGUUACACUGCAAGUCAGAAGCGGCGUUUCGCUCGUUGCGGCGGGUCGUCAUUGAACACUGGGCCGUUUGUGGUGGGACGCUUGAGCAUGGACGGGAUGAGUGUUUGAGGCGCAUGUUUGUGGAUCUGGAGACGUUGGAGAUGAAGCCUAUGCGUGAUGUGGGUGGACAUGAGGAGGAGUGGAGUUGUGCGCAGUGCGCGGUAAGGGCUGAAGGCUGGCCGGCGGAGGUGCAGAAGGAUGUAAUGUUUGAGGAGUUGAGGAAAGGGUGGGAGUUUGGAACAAUCGGAGCGGGAGAUGUGGAGCGGUUGAUUGCUGUGGUGAAGGAUGUUGGGAAUAGUGCGAGGAGUGCUUGA
Messenger RNA from Fulvia fulva, 1215 nucleotides. RefSeq lists its product as uncharacterized. The transcript has 2 exons. The record is from RefSeq and is a predicted model, not a curated record. The coding region runs from base 1 to 1215 and encodes 404 amino acids. Lineage: Eukaryota; Fungi; Ascomycota; Dothideomycetes; Mycosphaerellales; Mycosphaerellaceae.